CCUCACUUUUUACCAGGCUGUUGGGUGUGAACAGGGUGGUGAUCUAUAAUACAAGCUGCGGCCCAGAACUUGACCGCCUGUUGCAGAGCUACAGCCAAGAAGGCUUUGUGGAGAUGGUUCCUUGGCCCAUUGACCAGCAUCUGAAUCCAUCUUCUGGCUGGCGCUUCUCAAAGAGUGGUGGGGAUGUGCACUACUUUGGCCAGCUGACCACGCUUAAUGAAUGCAUUUACAGAUCCAUGGACCGGUCCCGCUACGUCAUGCUGAACGACAUAGAUGAGAUUAUAAUGCCAUACCAACACAAUGACCUGAUGUCUUUGAUGAACUCGCUCCAACAGCAGCAGCCAAAUACAGGGGUGUUCAAGAUUGAGAACCAUAUCUUCCCCAAGAUUCAUUUUGAGCCAAGUGGGAGGUUUCACCUUCCUCAGUGGAACGGGGUGCCAGGAAUUAAUAUUCUGGAGCACGUCUACAGGGAGGACCCCAACAAAAGUAUACACCACCCAUACAAGAUGAUAGUUCAGCCAAGGAUGGUGGAGCAGACUUCAGUGCAUGAAGUGCUCAAGGCUUUCGGACAACAGUACAAGGUUCCACUAGACGUUUGUCGGAUCAUUCAUGUCCGCGUGGCUCUGCAGGGGGGGUUAACACUGGAGCAGCUCAAUGUGGACAAACGACUGUGGGACUUCAGCAAUCAACUGAUUCCCAAUGUGGACAGAGAACUGAAGAGGGCGGGGCUGUUAAGCUCAGAGGGGCAGAGCUGAUGGACAAACAGUCCAAAGAGACAGUCCAACUAUGGAUGUACACCCUCGCCAGUGGGGACAUUUAAUAACAUCCUGGUUAAAUCUGGGCAUGGGAUCUGUAUGGUGGCACGUAGGUUUCAGGCCUAAUACAAAAGCCACAACACGAAUACAAAUGCCACAACACAGUUACAAAAGCAGCCACAACACCAACAAAAAAAGCCACAACACGAACAAAAAAAGCCACAACACAAAUACAAAAGGCCACAACGGAAGUUGACAACGAAAGAGACGCUUAGUAACAGUGGAUUACUCUCUGCAGAACACAGCUACACAGUAGGACAGUGGCAGUGUAGCCGUUCCACAUUCAGGAGGUUUGGGUUCGAAUUGUGGAAAGAAUGUUCUUCUUCAGUUGACUUUUUCCCGCAUAAUAGUGUCUGCCAAAUUAGUAAAUCUAGGCUUACGUGGAAGAAGAACUUCUUACCCAUUUGAUAAAUAAGUAAUACUUUGUUCUGGUCAAAUAAUAUACAGCGGGAUAUUUGUGUGAAUUAAACAGCUGUCUGUGCAGAUUAGCAUCCAAAAUAGACUCAAAAUGUGCUAAACAAAAAGCAAGGAGUCUCAGGUUACCAUGGAGAUGACUUUAUACUUAUACAAAGGGGUGCGGAGGGUGCUGCAGCACCCCCUAUUCAUAGUUUUCACGUGACGUCACAUUCCAUGAAAAACGCUCCCUUGGAGGGCAAAAAAGACGUUAUUUUCCACUGCCAGGAAGCAAGUGAUACUGCACUGAGCACUGUUACUAUGAGUUUUUUACUUUUGCAUUGCCAAAAUGCUGGAUGGUAGUUGUAAUUUCUGAUGCACAAAGAGACAAGCCUGAGCUAUGUUAGAUGAGGGAUUCCCCACAAGAUAAAUGUAAACAUUACCGCAGUCGAGCGGCGGCAGGGACCUGCCGCUUUUUAACGACAGAAAAAUGGCAGCGGGUGCUGUAACAUGGAUCGGAAGUGCCCAACACUUGCAUGUUCUUUCUACAAUUUGAACCCGGACCUCCUGAAUGUGGAACAGCUACACUGCUGCUGUCCUACUGUGUAGCUGUGUUCUGUGGAGAGUAAUCCACUGUUACUAAGCGUCUCUUUCGUUGUCAACUUCCGUUGUGGUUCACUUCCGUUGUGGCCUUUUGUAUUUGUGUUGUGGCGUUUGUAAUCGUGUUGUGGCAUUUGUAUUUCCAUUGUGGUUUUUGAAUUUGUGUUGUGGCUUUUUUGUCCGUGUUGUGGCUUUUGUAUUUGUGUUGAGGCUUUUUUGUCCGUGUUGUGGCUUUUGUAUUUGUGUUGUGGCUUUUGUGUUCGUGUUGUGGCUUUUGUGUUCGUGUUGUGGCUUUUGUAUUAGGCCUGAAACCUACGGGCCACCGUAGAUCUGAGUGGUGGUUUUGGUUGUAAUUUUUUUUCUGCUGUCUUCUACACUGAUUUUAAAUGCUGCUCAAUAUAUGAAGAAUGUUAAACUUUUGAAGAACUUUAGAUUCACUGCGUGCUAUGAGCGUGACUAACUGGUCAUAACCAAUUGCACCACCCCUCCAACUGAAUCUUUAAAAAGCUGUUGUUUUGAAUAUUGUCAAUAUUAUAUUAUGAAUGUUAAAAUAAUUUAAUAAUGAUGUUGAAAUAAUUUUGAGUCUGGACCAAAAUGGUGGACCGACUUACUGACACUGUCAUCCCCUGAGCCAUGCCGCAUGCUCGGCUUAAAAAACCCUAAUCAAUACUUGAUAUACUGGAAAACAUUGUAAAAACCUUUUACAGUAGCUUGCCGCUGACCUUUGGCAGGUCAGGGGCAAGCUAUUCUUCUUCAUUUGAAGGGCCUGAAAGUUGUUGUGCAAUUAUGUGCCACUAUGUGUAGAAUUUUUGUGUAAUUGAAGUUUCCUUAAUUAUUCUGAUAGCAUGAUGGGUUUUUGUUUUUGAAAAUUAGUGGGGUUUAUGUGUUGUUUUACCUCCAUUCAACUCAGAAGAUUCUUUUUUUGCAGCAAUUACUUUUGUUUGUGUUUUGUGUGUUCAUUUGUUUAUUUUUCUAUUUAUUAGCGAAAUCCAUUCUCUGCAUUUAACCCAUCCCUCAAGGGGGCAGUGGACAGCAAACCCAUGACAACAUGCAAACUCUACACAAAAAGGUUGGGAAGAUAGGGGUUUCAACCCAAGACCUUCUUGCUGUGAGGCCACAGUGCUAUCCUAUCUGAACUUUUAGAAAUGAGUAAAAUGAUCUGUACUGUAGAGAUCGUUACCUUUACUGAACUCUGCAGCACUUCACAGUGAAAUUAAAAAUACAAUUUCCUAUU
Micropterus dolomieu (smallmouth bass) is the source of this 3042-nucleotide messenger RNA. RefSeq lists its product as uncharacterized. The record is from RefSeq and is a predicted model, not a curated record. The transcript has 3 exons. Bases 114 to 755 code for a protein of 213 amino acids. NCBI's taxonomy places the organism in Eukaryota, Metazoa, Chordata, Actinopteri, Centrarchiformes, Centrarchidae.